AUGGUAGAAAUUGUUUCGCGCCUCCUAUUUAUAAUACGAAAGUCUGCAAAUUGGUGUCUUAUAGGAUUUCUAAACGAAAGCAAAGAAGAACCUUUCCAGCUGAAAGUGGACCUAUACUUGAGAUCCCUUAGGUGGAUUAUUAAUUAUGAAAAAGGAUUUAGAAAGGAAAAAUCCCAACUUCUUUAUAACAAAUAUAAUAGCAAGGAAA
This is a messenger RNA of Acaulospora morrowiae, 208 nucleotides long. NCBI's taxonomy places the organism in Eukaryota, Fungi, Glomeromycota, Glomeromycetes, Diversisporales, Acaulosporaceae. The record is from the annotation of a GenBank genome assembly.